Pezoporus flaviventris is the source of this 3980-nucleotide messenger RNA. It is a transcript of the gene RAPGEF5, whose product is annotated as Rap guanine nucleotide exchange factor 5. Bases 188 to 2341 code for a protein of 717 amino acids. The transcript has 24 exons. Gene Ontology annotation, biological process: Ras protein signal transduction; positive regulation of GTPase activity. Gene Ontology annotation, cellular component: plasma membrane. Lineage: Eukaryota; Metazoa; Chordata; Aves; Psittaciformes; Psittacidae. The record is from RefSeq and is a predicted model, not a curated record. Gene Ontology annotation, molecular function: guanyl-nucleotide exchange factor activity.
UGCUGGAAGAACUCUCAGGAAUAUUUUUAUUCUACAAGCGUCUGACCUGAUUAAAGACAGGGUGUACCUUACUGGCAUUUGCAGGAGAAGCUGUGUUGGAUCAGAACUGGUAGACUGGCUUUUGGAGCAGUGCCCAUUUGUUAAGUGCAGAUCUACAGCAGCUGGAGUGUGGCAGCUCCUCCUGGAUAUGGGCAUUAUAUUAUCAGUGGACAGACAACUCUGUUUUCAAGACACUCGCGCUUUCUACCAGUUCUCAGUGGAUGAAUGUACCUACCUAUUCUGUGACUAUGAGAAAGAGGAAGGAUGGAAGAAUGGAGUAAAGCUCCUACUUCAACUACUGCCGUUAUCUCCUGCCAGGAUUGACAUGUGUAAUCUGCCUGAUCACAGAAUAGACGAUACAGCAGAAACCAAUGCCGAGAUUCUUGCUCAUCUCAGUUCUGCGGUGCAGAGAGAACUGGCUGCUGUCAUUGCCUUGAAAGCAAGGAAGUCAGUAAUUCAUCAAAAUGAAGAAAAUGGUGGUCAAGACAUAAGAGGACUAGAACAGCUCAAGGAUACUUCUGAUACUCAGGCAGGGGUUUUGUGCAAGCUCCAGGGAAGAGAUGACAUUGGACGGAUUGAGCUGGUCCAGAAGCUGGCAAGAGAAAACUGCCAGUUUUUGCAGGCGGAUAGAAAACAACUGAAGAAGGCAGAGCAAAAGGCGGACGAUGGAGGCGGCGGUGAGCGGGCGCGGGAGGAGGCCGGCGCAGCGCUGGUGCUGAGGAAGGUGUGGUCACGCAGCCCAGCCCCCGAGCGGCGCGGGAGAUACGUGGUGGUGUCGGGGACGCCGGAGAAGAUUUUGGAGCAUCUGCUCAGCGACCUACACCUGGAAGCCGCCCAGGACAAAGAGACCGAAACUCUCCUGGAUGACUUCCUUCUCACGUACACAGUCUUCAUGACGACCGAUGACUUGUGCCAGGCACUUCUGAGGCACUAUUGUGCUAAGAGCCACCAAGGUAAAGAAGAUGACUCUGAUGUGUCCUGUAGGAAACGAAAAGUCUUGCAUUUGGUGUCACAGUGGACUUCUCUCUACAAAGACUGGUUACAUGAAGAUGAGCAUUUAAAACAAUUUUUAAAGACAAUAUACAGGAAUGUGUUAGAUGAUGUGUAUGAAUAUCCAGUUCUUGAGAAGGACCUGAAAGAAUUCCAGAAGAUUCUGGGGGUGCAUCGUCGGCACACUGUAGAUGAGUAUUCACCUCACCGAAAGAAUAAAACCUUUUUCCACCAGUUCAGUCUAAAGGAGAACUGGCUGCAGCACAGGGGAACCAUGAAUGAAACAGAAGAAAUUUUCUGCCGUGUGUAUAUAACAGAACACUCCUAUGUCAGUGUGAAAGCUCAAGUAUCCACUUCAGCUCUAGACAUACUGAAGAUUGUAGCAGAAAAGAUCCAGUACGUGGAGGAAGAGCUGGUGCUGGUGACAGUCACAUUCUCUGGUGAAAAACAUGAGCUACAGCCAAAUGACUUGGCUAUCUCAAAAUCUUUGGAUUCAUCCAGUCGUAUGUUUGUGUACCGGAAAGAUCUGACUGAUUCUUUGCACCCAUUUGGUGAAAAUGAGGAAUUGCAGCAAAGGUCUGUAAGAAUUUUGGGAAUCAACACCUGGGAUCUUGCCUUAGAACUAACAAACUUUGACUGGAGCCUCUUCAAUGCAAUUCAUGAGCAAGAGCUGAUAUACUUCACAUUCAGCAGACAGGGCAGUACUGAAAACACUGAGAAUCUCAGUCUUCUGCUUCAAAGAUGCAACGAGGUCCAGCUUUGGGUUGCCACUGAGAUACUCCUCUGCAGCCAGCUCUGCAAACGUGUACAGCUAGUCAAAAAGUUCAUCAAGAUUGCUGCCCACUGUAAAGCCCAAAGAAAUCUGAAUUCAUUCUUCGCUAUUGUUAUGGGUCUCAAUACUUCAUCUGUCAGCCGGCUGUCUCUGACCUGGGAGAAAAUUCCUGGGAAGUUCAAGAAACUUUUCACUGAGCUUGAAAGUUUGACAGACCCUUCUUUGAAUCACAAAGCUUACAGAGAUGCAUUCAAGAAAAUGAAAUCACCGAAAAUCCCCUUCAUGCCCUUACUUCUGAAAGAUGUAACAUUCAUCCAUGAAGGAAAUAAAACUUUUCUGGAUAACCUCGUUAACUUUGAGAAGCUGCACAUGAUUGCAGAUACUGUUCGGUCAUUGAGACAUUGCAGAAACAACCAGCUUGGCAAUGAAGUUCCUUCAAAAGAGCAUCACGAGCUGAAGCCAUACGUCCAUCACCUGCAUGUCAUUGAUAACCAGCAAGCUCUGUUUGAUCUUUCUCACAGGAUAGAGCCGAGAGCGUGAGCGUACAUGGCUUCAUAUAACCUUGUAACUCCAGCACUUUGAAUUAAGUGAAUGUUUAUGCCAAGCAUGUUGCUUCCCUAUAUAAGAACAGUUUACUGAGUUUUAUCAGUAGCUCACACAACAUGCACAGGAAAAUCAGGCAAGAGCCAGCAAAGGAGCUGCUCACAGAGUUGCAGGGUGAGAUUGGUGCCAUCCCUGCUGGACACUAGCACCCCAGGGAGGAGAGCAGCAUCCUUUGAGCUCAGAAGCUUGGUUUCUGUGAAAAUAUUGUUUGGUCCAGUGUAGCUUUCAAUGCAAAUCCUGACAGUAUCAGAAUGAAAGGAAUGGUCGUGUCGCAGCAGCAAAACAUUUCAGCCAGCAACAUGCCACAAGGGGAUUGAUUGUCAGUUCACCACAGUAUGUACUUCACUAAUUCAAGGCUGCCAAAGUAUUGUUGCCAGAAAUACUGGGCAAUCCAUGCAGCUCCCCAGAGUCCAUUGGAGCAUCUUCUUUAAGACAAGUGCUGACAACCAAGAAUGAGAAUAUAAAAAGACAGCACACCAGAUGAAACUCAAGAGUGCAUUGUGAAGGUCAGCAAUAAACAACAGUUCACACUGUUAUGGCCCAUUAAGAAUCUGCUUUAUAAAACACACUGAAAGAGCCAAUCCACUUUUGCUGCAAUUUAUGGACACAAUUGUUUGUACACUGAAAACAUGUUAUUUUCUUCCUUUUCAGUUAUCUGAGAUUUAGCACCAGCUCCUGCAGUUAAUGUUUUGUAAAUUAUGAUAGUGGGAGCUUUGUUUUCUGCUUGGAUUACAGCCUUCUUGGUGUCUACUCAAAGGCAAUGCCUAGAUCCACCUACAUUCCUAAUUCACCUCCUGGAAAUACUACUUCAGCGGGUAAAGCUUCACCUAACUUGCACAUGCUUCUAGUAUUUAAACAACUAAAGGGUACACCUUACAGGGUACCAGUGUAAUUACCUGCAUACACACUGGGCUCUCAGUUCAGAGUCCUUUUAUUGCUUUUGUCCCUCUCACACCCCUCCCCAUGCCAAUUCUUCUAUAGCUAAAAGUACUACUUCUGGGCAUGUCCUGAGGCAGCAUUUCUGAAGUCUUGUCUACAGCUGACCUACAUCUAAGCACCACCAUCACCGAUCACGGUAGUUCUGGUUUUGAGCGCUAAGCUGCCCUGAAAUAAUCUAGUGAAUACCACAGGCAAUGUGUUACGCAGUCUGGCAUGCAUUUGUAUACUGACUUACGGCAACAGUCCCUUUGCAGAGCAGGGAGAAUACAUUGCACAGCUUGCCCAUCUCUAUUGUAUGUUUUCCACAUGAGGAAGACUUUCAAGAAAAUGCUCCUUUACUGAAAUGUGGGAAUACUGAAGCAGCAUGCUCUUCAUAAUUGUGUUAUCUCUGGUUUAAAGGGAUUAAAAAAGAAACAGCUUUAACAAGUAGUCUCUGGGAAUCUGUAGAAUGCAUUUGGUUUUCCCAUCUGUGAAAUACUGUAUAAAUCUGUUGUAAAGGAAACAGAUGUUUCAGAAGUGUAUUUGCUUGUACUUUGUUAUUAUCAAAUACUAUAUGUUUUUUUUUUAGGAAAAAAAAUAUCUUUUUACCCAGUAAAAAGAAAAAAAUAAACUCUUGCUGGCCAUGGAGUAAAAAUUU